Malurus melanocephalus (red-backed fairy wren) is the source of this 2931-nucleotide messenger RNA. It is a transcript of the gene GRK4, whose product is annotated as G protein-coupled receptor kinase 4. The record is from RefSeq and is a predicted model, not a curated record. Gene Ontology annotation, cellular component: cytoplasm. Gene Ontology annotation, biological process: protein phosphorylation; signal transduction; regulation of signal transduction. The transcript is spliced from 16 exons. Gene Ontology annotation, molecular function: ATP binding; G protein-coupled receptor kinase activity. Bases 194 to 1903 code for a protein of 569 amino acids. NCBI's taxonomy places the organism in Eukaryota, Metazoa, Chordata, Aves, Passeriformes, Maluridae.
CUCGGGGAGGGGGAGCGCGGUGCCGGGGCGAGCAGCGGGUGAUGGGGAAGAGGCGAGCGCAGUGCUGAGGUCCUCCGGGGCCGGAUGAGCCGAGGCUUGGCGCCGCGGCGGUGGCGGGGCUGGAGGAGGGGGCGAAGGAGGUUGUAGGGGCGGCCCCCGCUCCGGCUGCCCUGAGGGGAAGGAGCCCCCGACCAUGGAAAUCGAGAACAUCGUGGCCAACACGGUGCUGCUGAAAGCCCGGGAGGGCAAACGGAGUGGACGUAGUAAAAAAUGGAAAGAGAUGCUGAAGUUGCCCCCUGUCAGUCACUGUGAGGGUAUUCGGUGCUCCAUCGAAAGAGACUAUAAUCAGCUUUGUGACAAACAGCCAAUAGGAAGACUUCUCUUCAGACAGUUCUGUGAUUCCAGACCAGAGUUGAAAAGAUGCAUUGAAUUUCUGGAUGCAGUGGCAGAAUAUGAGGUWUCUUCAGAUGAAAAGCGUAUAGACUGUGGCCUCAAAGUUUUAGAGACGUACUUCACUAAUGGGUCUGCAGCACACUUGCCAGAAAUACCUCAAGAAACAGUAAAUGAAUGUAAAGCAAGACUGGAAAAGAACCCUUCUAAGGAUCUAUUUAUGGACUGUACUAAAAUUGUCCAUGAAUACCUGAGCAAAAGACCUUUUGAAGCUUACCAAGAAAGUGUGUAUUUUUCCCGAUUUUUACAGUGGAAAUGGCUGGAAAAGCAGCCAGUAACCAAACACACAUUUAGGCAUUACCGAGUACUAGGCAAAGGUGGAUUUGGAGAGGUCUGUGCCUGUCAAGUACGGGCAACAGGAAAAAUGUACGCUUGCAAAAAGCUGGAAAAAAAGAGAAUAAAGAAGAGGAAAGGAGAAUCAAUGGCUCUAAAUGAAAAAAGAAUUCUAGAAAAAGUGAAUAGUAGGUUUGUAGUUAGUUUAUCCUAUACAUACGAGACGAAAGAUGCCCUGUGUUUAGUAUUAACCAUAAUGAAUGGAGGGGAUCUGAAGUUUCACAUMUAUAAUAUGGGAAAUCCUGGCUUUGAUGAAGAAAGGGCUAUUUUCUAUGCUGCAGAGCUGUGCUGUGGUCUGGAGGAUUUGCAAAGGGAGAGAAUUGUUUACAGAGACUUGAAGCCAGAGAAUAUACUUCUUGAUGACUGUGGACAUAUCAGAAUUUCAGAUCUUGGAUUAGCUGUGCAGAUUCCUGAAGGUGAAACUGUCCGAGGACGUGUUGGGACUGUUGGUUACAUGGCUCCAGAAGUGCUCAAAAAUGARAAGUACACAUUCAGUCCUGAUUGGUGGGGUCUUGGCUGUUUGAUUUAUGAAAUGAUUGAAGGACAGUCUCCCUUCAGGAAGCAUAAGGAAAGGGUUAAACGGGAUGAAAUUGACCGGAGAGUAAAGGAAGACCAGGAAACSUACUCAGACAAGUUUUCAGAGGAGGCAAAAUCCAUCUGCAGGAUGUUACUUGCUAAAAAUCCAGGGGAACGACUGGGCUGCACUGAAGGAGGAGCUGCUGCUGUGAAGCAACAUCCUAUUUUCAAGAACAUCAACUUCAAGAGGCUAGAAGCCAACAUGUUAGAACCUCCAUUCUUGCCAGAUCCACGUGCCGUUUAUUGUAAAGAUGUCCUGGACAUUGAGCAGUUCUCAACAGUAAAAGGAGUGAACCUGGAUACUACAGAUGAUGACUUCUAUUCCAAAUUUGUCACGGGUUGUGUCUCAAUCCCUUGGCAAAAUGAGAUGAUUGAAACGGGAUGCUUUGAAGAUAUCAAUGCAUAUGAAACCGAUGGUACUGUGUCACCAGACAGGGAGAAGUCUCCUAAACCAAAGAGAGGCUUCUUUCACAGACUUUUUAGUGGAGAGGUCUGCUUUAAAUCUGAUUGCAGUGAUGAUGAGCAGGAGUCCUCCAGACUUUAAAUCAUUUUAUGCUCAUCGAAAAGAAUGAGCAAACGUUAAAUGUUUUAUAUCUCUGUAGCAAAUUGUAUUAUAUAUAUUUUUUAUCUGAGUUCAAGGAUUUUUGUACAUUUGUACUUCAUUUGUUUUAAGAUGUAUAUUUUCACUAAAGCUUAAUUGUACAAAAAGCAAUGAGUGCCAUUUGAGUGAGUGUGUUUCUGUAUGUAUUUGAUUUAUCUUGAUUAUUUUUUUUCCCAGUGGAAUGAAUCUAGAAAACUAAAAGGAUUUUAAAGCACAGAGAUAAUAUCUAUGAUGUCAAUGUAACUUGACUUUGUAUGCUCCUGGUAAAACUUCUUGUUGAUUAGGAUCUUUAUUAGCAGUUUUCUUAACUGUAAAAUUGCUGUACUGACAAAUUUAAUCAUUCUGGUAUUAUCCAGCAGCAUGGCAGUGCUAUUACCUAAUGUAUCUCUCAAGAAACUGCUAAGAAAAAAAAAAGGAAUUCAGUGCACUGUGGCCUGCUAUUAGGAAWUGCUCUUUACUAUCUGGCUCUGUAGAAUCUCUCUCUGUAUUUCUGUAUAAAGAAAACUUUUAACAUUUAUCUUCAUCCUGUAACCAUCUGUAGUAUCCAUUCUUCUCUUUUCUACACAUCUUACACCUCCUCUCCAUACAGUUUCUUGACAUGAGCCAUGCAAGUAGACCUAUGCUGAAAUUUUAUAACUGUAUUUUGAAAAUUUCGUUGUCUUUACUAGAAGAACUUCUUUUUACCUGUGGGGACACCUUUUUAUUUUAUUUUCUGUAAAUGAAGUUGGUUUAAACUCUAUGUAGGAUGUUACAGUUUUGUAAGGGGUUAAAAAAAAAAGCAUGGACUCUUCUUUCUAACCUGCUCUCUGCUUAUAUUGUAAUAAAUGAUGUUCUAGGGUUGACAGCGAUCACUGCCACUGGGGGAAGGGCAAAGUAGCAUUAAGUAUUGAAUUCAAUUAUGUAAAUAUUUUUUUCUUAUAGCUUUUUGAAACAGAAACAUUAAAACAUGCCUUUAAUGGUUUCUUAACACA